Xenopus laevis (African clawed frog) is the source of this 3963-nucleotide messenger RNA. It is a transcript of the gene gab2.S, whose product is annotated as GRB2 associated binding protein 2 S homeolog. NCBI's taxonomy places the organism in Eukaryota, Metazoa, Chordata, Amphibia, Anura, Pipidae. The coding region runs from base 502 to 2523 and encodes 673 amino acids. Gene Ontology annotation, molecular function: signaling adaptor activity; transmembrane receptor protein tyrosine kinase adaptor activity. Gene Ontology annotation, cellular component: cytoplasm. The transcript has 10 exons. Gene Ontology annotation, biological process: cell surface receptor protein tyrosine kinase signaling pathway; signal transduction. The record is from RefSeq and is a predicted model, not a curated record.
CGCCCACUCCAGAAAUAUGGGUGUGGCUAGGCUGCCCUGCUGUGGGAGACAUAGGCAGUUUCCUGCUUCCUAAUAAAGCAGCUGUGACUGAGACAAGAGGGGACAGCGGUGACUGUUCAGCCCAGGAGGAAGGCACAGUGAGGGGGACUGUCUGCUGCUACAGAGGGGCUACUGUCCUACUGUCUGUGGCUCUGGGACUCCCCCACUCAUGCUGCUCUAACUGCAGGGAAGAGACUGGGACCUCCUGAUGGCACUUUAAUUGCAGGGAACCGAUAAAGGUGCCCCCUAUGGAACUAUAACUAAAAGCAACCCCCUAAAGGUACAGCGAGUGCAGGGAGAGACUGGGACCCCCUGAUGGUACAGUGAGUGCAGGGAGAGACUGGGACCCCCUGAUGGUACAGUGAGUGCAGGGAGAGAAGAGGAGGGAGCUGGAGCCGGUGCCGGUUGAGGUCUCAAUGCUGCAGGAAUAACAGAGCAACAAGGAGGCGCUUUAUCCCCAGGAUGAGCGGAGGAGAAGUCAUUCACUGCGGCUGGCUCAGAAAAUCCCCCCCGGAGAAGAAACUACGCAGAUAUGCAUGGAAGAAGCGCUGGUUCAUUCUCCGCAGUGGCCGGAUGAGUGGAGACCCAGACGUCUUGGAGUAUUAUAAAAAUGACCACACGAAGAAGCCCAUCCGGGUCAUUAACCUCAGCUGCUGUGAACAAGUAGACGCCGGUCUGACGUUUAAUAAGAAGGAGCUGCAGGACAGCUAUAUCUUCGACAUCAAAACCAGUGAUCGGACCUUCUACCUGGUGGCCGAGACGGAGGAGGAGAUGAACAAGUGGGUCCGGAGCUUAUGUCAGAUCUGUGGAUUUAACCAGUCGGAGGAGAAUGGAGAUUCGUUAAGGAAUAUCCAGUCUCUGAGACACAGCUCCAGGUCUUCUCCGGCAGAGUUCAACAACUCCACUCACCACCUUCUCAGGGAGAGAAAGUCUUCGGCACCUUCCCAUUCCAGUCAGCCAACACUGUUUACAUUCGAGUCUCCUUCCAACCAUGCUCACCAAACAGCAUUAUCCACCAGUGCACCUCAGGACUACCUGUUCCUGCACCAAUGCAUGAGCCAAAAAUCCGAGACCAUGCGAAGCGCCAGUUUUUCUCAAGCCACGAGGUCCUCCUUUUUUAUGAGAAGCGACUCAGCUGUCCAGAAGUUGGUCCAGGGCUACGGACAUUGCUUGAAUGGGAUCAGCGGACAAGUGCAUGGCUUUUAUAGUUUACCCAAGCCGAGCAGGCUUAGUUCUGAGUUUAGGGACAGUGCCUACGACCUGCCAAGAAGCUUUGGCUCAGACACCGCCACUAAGUCAAGCCUUACAGGACUGGAAUCGGAAAACGAGGAUGUUUACUGCUACAAAACUCCCAGCAAUGCUCUGUGUAAAGAGUUUAGGGAACUGUCAACGGAUUCCAUUGAUCUCCCUGGGACUCCUUUCUCGGUGUAUCAGAUCCCAAGAACAUUCACUCUAGACAAGAACCACAAUGCUCUGGGUCUUGCCUCCAAUGAUUUCCAUUCCACACCUCCUCCCCGUCCCCCUAAGCCAGGACAGGCAGAGACACUAUGGGGCAGCCCACAGCAUCAUCAUAAUGGUGAUAAUAUGUCAGUGGUCAAUCUUCCUAGGAGGAACACUUUACCAGCCAUGGAGAAUAAGCGUCAUCGAGCUUCUUCCUGUGAAGCCUACGACUUCCCUCAGCUUGGGGACCUCAGCGCGGAGCAGUCUGUGGAGUCGGUACACGAUGGUUUCAACUCGUAUCUGCAAACUAAAUCCUCGCUUGUGCGGUCAGACAGUGCUGAUUCUGAGGAUAACUAUGUUCCCAUGAACCCCGGCUCCUCGUCUCAGUUUAAUGUGGAGAAACUGAAUGACAAUGCUCAGAGCGCCUACCUCCCUAUGAGCCCCGGCCCCCACCUGGCUUUUUCCUCUAACUCACUUCCUGCCCGCAAAGGAAGUACCACCUCAUUGUGUCCCAGGCCAACCCGAGUGAGCGAUAUCCAACCCCCGCCUGUGAACCGGAACCUGAAGCCAGAUAGAAAAUCCAAGCCCACGCCACUGGACCUGAGGGGUUCCACAAUAAUCGAUGAGCUUCCUUUCAAGUCCCCAGUCACCCGGUCCUGGAGCCGACAGCCGCAUUCUAUGAAGUCCAGCUCGUCCCAGUACUGCCGCCCAGUGUCCGCUCAGAGUAUUACAAGCACCAGCUCAGGAGACAGCGAGGAGAAUUACGUAGCCAUGCAAAACCCAGUAUCUGCAUCUCCUGGAACCAGCGGAUCCAACAGUCCAGCUCAGAAGAAGAGCACGGGAAGUGUGGAUUACCUGGCCCUCGAUUUCCACCCUGCUUCUCCCAGUCCCCACAGGAAGCCUUCUACUUCAUCUGCAGCAUCUGAUGAAAAGGUGGACUACGUCCAAGUGGACAAGGAGAAGACUCAAGCCUUACAGAACACCAUGCAGGAGUGGACUGAUGUGCGCCAGUCUUCAGAACCAGCCAAGAGCACAAAGCAGUAGUGGACCAUACACGCCAACCAUCUGGACCAUACCAAGCGAUGGCCUCCUCUCUUACCAAUCGUUCAAUGGAAUGCUGCUCUGACUCUUUCUUGCAUGACUGUUGGACAACAUUAGAGUGCAUUUUAGGGCUCUGCCUUACGUUGCUGAUUGCAACUGUGAGCUUUUGGCACUGAAUAUGUAGGGAGCGUGGUUGCUGUAGAAUGGCGUACGGGACCUGAGCCUCCAGUUGGAGGCCAAAAAAUAGAAUUAGAUUCCUCUGUAACCUAGUGGCACAUAAAUAUAUUGAUAGAACUAGAAAAAAAAGUCUUAUGGUAACAGGUAAAUUAGAUGGUUUGACAUUCGAUCAUGUUGUGUUUUCCAAGGGGAGCUCAGCUGUGAUUUGGUGAAUGCCUAUAUCUAUCCAACUGGCUCCUAAUGGAUCUACCCCUUAUAAAGUGCAUCCGUGUUCUGGUCUUGUUGCCUGUUCAAUGAUAAUGUUGUACAUUGGCACAAAGUAGCCAAAGGAUUCCCUUGGAUUAAAGAUUGUUGGGCUACAACCACCAUUCCUGUCCCCCACUAUCACCUCUGUUGGGAGGGCAUGCUGGGAGUUGUAGCUAGACCAAAGCUGGUGCAUCAGAUCUCAUCUAUGCCAAGUUUAAUCACGUGUCAUACAUUUGCCGUUGCUGUUUUAGAUGCAGCGAAUUCUACCGUCCCCGUUUUAGUCCUAUACAGUAUUUAAGGUCAGUUUUUAAGGCUCCCAUUCCAAGGGCAGGAAACUAGUAUUAUAAGUGAGUAACAUGGGCAUCAUGAGAUGUGGUUCUAAGCACAUUGUAUGGUUUCCACAUUCAAGAAAGUCAUGUCCGUUAUACAGGCAGUUGCGUUUGACAGAAUAAAACAUUUGCCCUGUAACCCUUUAUAAUCGCAUGAAAAGUGAGUUUGUCUUAGUCUCUUUACUCAAGUUUUAAUUUAAACUGGGAAAAAAUUUGGGGGUUUACAUUCCCUUGAAAGUAAGUGGGCAGCAAUAAAUGCAAUUUUUAAGAUAUAUUUUUUAUCGGAUGACAGUUUGCCACCAUGGGUGAAACACCUGUUGUUAAGCCAUAGUUAGUAAAGUGGUGUCAGCUCCUCCCCCGCACAAUUUUAUAGUUACAGGCAGUGAAAUAAGCGGCAGUUUAAUGGGAGGCAGCUACUGGAGCUGGGAGAGCUGGUCUGGCAGGUACCAAGUGUUUCCAUGUAUGUGGGUUGGACCUGAUGAUAAACAAACAACAUGAGAUGCUUUUCCUUUGCUUUAAUUGUCAGCUGUCACUUUUCUGAACAAUGGGGCCUCGUUGCUGCCUGUGGCAAUUAGGGUAUUAAAAAGACAGUAACCUUGUUUCUCAGAACUCGUUGGGGGAUCUAGGUCCAAGUAAUUUAGUAUAUAUAUGCAAGUGCAUGUGUGUGUAUAAAAUCAGGGGUUUUUAAUUA